CCCACUUAUUGGAACCAGUGAGUUAGUUUGUAUUUAAUAUGUAUAAUUAUUUAUUUUCUUUAAUAAUAAUAUAAUUGUGUAGUAUAUUAAGUCUGUGAUUUAGCCUGUAUUCAUCUAGUGAGUUCUGUAUACCUAUAAGAGCAUGGAAGAUCUGCUGGUUACCAAAAGUUGUAAAUAUUGCAACCAAAACCUAGUGCCCUGUAUGGACGAGGGGCUUCAAUGCAGUGCCUGUCAGCAAAGCGUUCAUGCUCGAUGUAUCAAAAGGGGCUCCGUUCCAGGCGGACUGGCGGGCGACCUAUUUUUCACAUACACAUGCCAAGAGUGUUCGGACACGAGCACCGAGAAAUUUGAGCGGGAGUCCAUUUCCUGGUUGCAGGCCAUUGUGCUGUCGCUUUAUCACCUGCAGGUAAAAAGUGGAGGACUAGCCAGAAACGGCUUUUUUCAUUGGCGACAUCACAUAGUGUCUUUUAUAGACCGGAAUUGGAAUAUCCUGUUUCCCAAUGAGAAGCAAAGGCGUAAGAGAUGGGUUGGGACGGUCUCCGGCCGCCUCUCUCACUACAGUUGCUACUUUUUUCUAUCUGGGAGUAAAACGGUCUUCAACAAGCCCGCUUGGUGGACUUUGAUGUAUCCCAAGAUCACUCCGUUGGUUAUUGCCAGUAUUUACAACGUUUUAAACAUUGAAAAGCAACGUUCGAAACUAAAGAAUGAAAAAAGACUGAUUUCUGAUCAAGAACAGUUCAAGGCGUUGUUAGUUCAGUACAUUCACGAUGCAAAUUUGACUGAAACCGUUGAUCUAUCAAGCAACGACAAUAUUCAAUUUGAAAAUAUUGCGUCAGUGGAAGCGGAUUUGGAGAAAAAAAAGUCAAAGGCACUGAAGAGGAAAAACAUUCUGCCGGAUUACUCCCAAGAUUCCAAAAAGCUUAUUAAACUCGCCAAAAAAAGUUCAUCGCUUACAUUCAAAGAAGAGCCAACACUUGCAAGCCAUACGUUUCCACAAGUGACCAAACCUCAGCCCGAAGAUGUGAAACUUAAAGAGCCUGUAAGACUGCUAGAUCCCAUGUGCCAUUACAACACCUCAUUGAAUAACGUCGCUCGAAUGAAGGGGUUGAAACUGACCGUAAAACUCACGGGAGGAGUGAGGAAGGAAAUGAUUUUAUCGCCCUACAGCGGCAUUUACUUAAAGCCCUUUAUCCGUAGGGAUAAGGAAACAUUUCCUCAUUGGCUAAAAAUAUUAGCUGAACUUCAAAUCGUGGCAAACAAAAACAAUCCAGAAUUCGUCCUCCCGCCUCGCGCUUGUCUGGACUAUACUUAUGUGCAGCCGGAACUCAUUCCCGCCAUCAACAGUCUUUGCAAUCAAUUUUUUUGGCCCGGAAUAGACAUGACUGAUUCUCUGCAAUGUCCGGACUAUAGUUGUGUGGUUUUAUACAAGCGUCUCGUCGUAGGGUUCGCAUUUUUAGUUCCCGAUGUGAAACACACAGAAAACUAUAUAUCUUUUGUCUUUACAAGACCCGGAUGGAGAAACUGCGGAAUUGGCAAAUUUAUGAUCUACCACCUGAUACAGACCAGCUUAGGAAAGGACAUAACCCUGCACGUGUCCAUAACCAAUCCAGCGCUAUUUCUCUACCAGAAGUUCGGCUUUAAAGUUGAAAAUGUGAUUUUGGAUUUCUAUGAUAAAUAUUUCAGGGACGAUGUGAAGGAUACAAAGCAUGCGUUUUUGUGCCGAUUGGAGCGGUAGUUUUACAUAAAAUAAUUCAACUAUU
Molecule: messenger RNA, 1760 nt
Organism: Dendroctonus ponderosae (mountain pine beetle)
Lineage: Eukaryota; Metazoa; Arthropoda; Insecta; Coleoptera; Curculionidae
Gene: Atac2
Product: cysteine-rich protein 2-binding protein
Exons: 9
Coding region: 143-1735 (530 amino acids)
Molecular function (GO): acyltransferase activity, transferring groups other than amino-acyl groups
Source: RefSeq, a predicted model, not a curated record